Molecule: messenger RNA, 2605 nt
Organism: Tachysurus fulvidraco (yellow catfish)
Lineage: Eukaryota; Metazoa; Chordata; Actinopteri; Siluriformes; Bagridae
Gene: trmt10b
Product: tRNA methyltransferase 10B
Exons: 8
Coding region: 185-1123 (312 amino acids)
Biological process (GO): tRNA N1-guanine methylation
Cellular component (GO): nucleus; nucleoplasm
Molecular function (GO): tRNA binding
Source: RefSeq, a predicted model, not a curated record
UUUCACGUCUACGUCAUCAGCGCGCGACAAAGCGACUCGACACGUGAGGAGAAGAAUACAGCUGGUUAUUUUACUUACUUAGCUCCUGGGUCGCCAGUGUAGUUGCUAGUUUACUGAUCUCCAUGGACAGAGAUGACAGUUUUGAAUAACUUGAUGUGCUUCUGUUUUUCUAAAAAUAUGCAUCAUGGAAAUGAAUAAAAAUGUGGAAAUAAUUGAGAAACAGAAGUCUAGCUUUGAAGACAGGGAUCUAAAUGAUGAGUCUCUGGCGGGCAUGAUGGACUUUCUCAGCAUUGAUGUGGACCUGAGCUCCAGUGCGUCAAACAGAGAGGGAACAUUAUACUCUAAAAAUGUAAUGCGAAAGCAGCGGAACUGGGAGAGGAGACUGGAGGCAAAAAAGAGCAAGAGGAAAGAGGAAAAACAGAGAAGGAAACAGAACCAGCAAGAUAAAGCAGAUGUUUUGUCUCAGCUCAGUAAACGCGUGAUCAAGGCUAUCACAAGGGAGCGUCUAGAGGAGGCUAGAGCCGCUGGACCCAGACUGUGUGUAGAUCUCAGCAUGAGCGACUGCAUGUCACACAAAGAAAUCAGUCGUCUCGCCGGUCAAAUCAGACGCCUCUAUGGGUCCAAUAAGAAAGCCACGCAGCCAUUUCACAUCUUCCUCACAGACAUGAAAGAAGACAGUCUGCUUUAUAAAGAGUGCAUCAGAAUGAAUGAAGGCUUCCUGAACUACUUGAUUGAUGUCACUGAGGAGAGCUGGAUAGAUCUUUUUCCUACUGAGGACAUCAUUUAUUUAACUCCAGAUGCGAGUGAAGCUUUAGAGGAAGUAAAUGGAGAUAAGGUCUUUAUUCUUGGAGGCUUGGUCGAUGAAAGCAUUCAAAAGAAACGGAGCUACACUAGGGCAAAAGAGCUCAGGGUGCAGAUCGCAAGGUUGCCCAUUGAUGAGUACAUGGUGAAAAGACCAAACCCCAAGAACUUUCACUCAAAAAUCCUAGCCAUCAACCAAGUAUUCGAAAUCCUGCUGACUUUUCGUGAUACUGGAAGCUGGAGCAAAGCCCUCAGUGCUGGAGUUCCCACAGGAAAAGGAUAUGUUGUGUCUUCAGAAGCAGAGGCAGAUUUAACAUGCUGACCAAUAAUUUGUAUAACACGACACCCUCAGGAGGACAGUUUAGGCAAAAAUCUCACAGGCCUCUGUAAGAGAAUUGAGAAAUGAUUCUGCACUGAACUUUAAUGUGAAUUUAAAUCAUUAAUAAUGCUCAGAAUCGACCGAGUUUUACAGAACUGACCAGAUUAAGAUAUUAACACAGUUCUUCUGUGAACACUACUGUUGUCACUAAGCAUGUCUUUGUUCAGUUUUCAUAUUACUGCUUUAAACAUUUAGUGCUUUAAACAUCAUUUAGUUUAGUGUGGGUGAUGGAAUAAACCUAGCCAAUUACUCAUUAAACCUGUUAGUUUGUAAGUAGAACUGCAGCAACUCUCCAGAAUGUCAUCAAUUUUUUUUAAUCAUUAUUUAAUUCAUAGGGUUUAUUUUAUUCAACUGUUGAUUUCAUGGUAAAUAUAUUUUCCAUAUCAAUAUGUUGAUUAUUUUUUCUUGCACUGAUUUUUUUUUAAUCAUAUUUAUUUCUAUGUAGUCAGUUAACAAAUUGCUGUUCCUAUUCAUGACCACUAGGUGGCGCACUUAUAUAACUGCGUGACUCAGCAGUUGCUUCCUAGUUAUUUUGUAUUACAACAAGGAGCAAGGAGAAAUUAACUGAAUAAAAUGAAUCUUCAUUAAGAUUUAGUUAUUUUUUUAGAUUUGACCAAGAUUACAAAGCAUCACUUUUUUGAGUUAUAUAAGUGUAUGUUAAAAAUAACAUAUAUCCAAUUUAUGACUUUUCACAAACAGUAAUUUAUUUGAUAAAUGUUUAGAUCAAUAAACUUCUUGAAUGGAAGGCACAGUGGAACUGGGUGAAAUGAGGAUAAAUAAUAUCUAGAGAUUUUAUUUUUCUGUAUAAAUUGGGAUUUCCUGAAAGCAAAUGGCUUGACACUCUUAAAACAUGUGGCCUGAAUUUUAUUCGUAGUCAUUUUUACUUAAGCUGGAAAAAUAUAGCAGCCCUGAAAGCCCCAAUUACAGAAUGUUGAGAGGGAAAUCACUGAAAAAAACCAACAAACAAAAAAAAAAAAAACGUCAUCAAUAUGAUACCAUAUCAAUAUAUAGUUUCAUCCAUGGAUUGUUUUCAGGGAUCCUGCAGCUAGCAGCGCCAUCUAGCGCCUGUAUGCGGAAUUGUUAACAUCUCAUCUGUUUAACCAACAAACCUAGCAGACUUGAGAAUUCAACAAACUUAUCAGACUUGAGAAUUCAGUCGCUGUUACGUAUAACGCAUAUUAAUAUAUCUUAUUCGUUAUUCAAUGACUGGUACAGCUUAAAACACCAUGGUAUGUAUAUAUAACUCUUAUUAUUUUUCUUUUAGCGUCUUUGUUUAUUGAUAAUGGGUUAAAUGAGCGAGAUUUUCUUGCGAGAGUUUUUGCUAAAGGAACCAUGUGCUAUGAGGUCUCUGAAUUACUCCCUAGCAUUAAUUAUCCUAUCAGACUCACAGUGAAGCAGCAAAAGGUUACACAGGCAUAUAUUAAU